Messenger RNA from Amphibalanus amphitrite, 1215 nucleotides. RefSeq names its product procathepsin L-like. The transcript is spliced from 5 exons. Gene Ontology annotation, molecular function: cysteine-type endopeptidase activity. NCBI's taxonomy places the organism in Eukaryota, Metazoa, Arthropoda, Thecostraca, Balanomorpha, Balanidae. Gene Ontology annotation, cellular component: lysosome. The coding region runs from base 86 to 1048 and encodes 320 amino acids. The record is from RefSeq and is a predicted model, not a curated record.
AGACUGUUCAUAAAUUCUGACCAAGAAUACUCCAGUCUCGUCUGCUACCUCUGUAGAUCCGACUGACGAACUUCUCGAACUCAGCAUGAAGAUCGUGCUGGUCGCGCUGCUGGUGGGCGCCGCCUCGGCGUUCGUGGACAGGACAGAGUGGGAGGCCUUCAAGCAGAAACAUGACAAGUCCUACGUCAACCCUAUCGAGGAGUUCUACAGGAUGAAGGUGUACGCGGACAACAAGGUUCUGGUCGACAAGCACAUGAAGGAGUACGCCGAGGGAAAGCACACCUACACCCUGGCCCUCAACAAGUUCGCGGACUUCACCACGGAAGAGUUUUCUCGCAUCUUCAAGGGUGUGAAAAUCGGCAGCACUAGGCCGCAUGCCAUCCACAAGCACUCCGGAAAGGCCGCCCCUGAGUCUGUGGACUGGCGCGAGGCAGGUGUGGUGACGCCGGUCAAGGACCAGGGCCAGUGCGGCUCGUGCUGGUCGUUCGCCACCACCGGCACUGUGGAAGGUGCCUGGGCGCUGGCCGGCAACUCGCUCGUCUCGCUCAGCGAGCAGCAGCUGGUCGACUGCUCCACCGAAAACUUUGGCUGCAACGGCGGCUGGAUCGACACCUCGCUCAGCUACAUCAUCAACAAUGGCGGCAUUGAAUCGGAGGACUCCUACCCGUACACGGCCCGGGACGGCACGUGCUCAGUCAGCGGGAACAGCGUGGUCACCCUGACCAGCUACGUGGACGUUCCCUCGGAGAGCGAGAGCGACCUGCUGGACGCGGUCGCCACCGUCGGCCCCGUGGGCGUCCUGAUCGACGCGUCGCACCACUCCUUCCAGCUGUACUCCGGCGGUGUGUACAACGAGCCACACUGCUCGACCUGGCGCCUGGACCACGCCGUACUGGCCGUCGGCUACGGCACCGAGAACGGCCAGGACUACUGGCUCGUCAAGAACUCGUGGAACACCGACUGGGGCAUGGACGGCUACAUCAUGAUGAGCAGGAACGCCGACAACCAGUGCGGCAUCGCCACCACUGCCUCUUACCCUAUUGUGUAGAUUACCAUGCGCUGAAAGAUGCUGUAUGUUGUGUGUCCUGACAGCAGCCCCUGGAAUUUAAUUAAGUUACUUCGCAUUUGUUUUAAUCCGGCUAUUUACUUUCCACUGUUUACAUGAGCCCCAUGUGAAAGUGCAUCAAAACCAGAUGCUAAACAAGCGUUUUUUUU